This is a messenger RNA of Agrilus planipennis (emerald ash borer), 953 nucleotides long. It is a transcript of the gene slmo, whose product is annotated as protein slowmo. The record is from RefSeq and is a predicted model, not a curated record. Gene Ontology annotation, cellular component: mitochondrial intermembrane space. Gene Ontology annotation, molecular function: phosphatidic acid transfer activity. NCBI's taxonomy places the organism in Eukaryota, Metazoa, Arthropoda, Insecta, Coleoptera, Buprestidae. Gene Ontology annotation, biological process: phospholipid transport.
ACUCUUCGAAUUGCUGUCGGAGUGUCAAGUGUGCUGAUGUUUGGAUACUUUUGUCUUUGCUACUGAUUUCUACGGAUCGUUAAGUAUCAUUAUGAGAAUUUGGACAAGUGAACAUGUUUUUAAUCACCCGUGGGAAACAGUAGCCACGGCAGCUUGGAGGAAAUAUCCAAAUCCACACAAUACAGCAGUUAUUGGUACUGAUGUUGUAGAAAGGAGGGUUGUAGACGGCGUAUUACACACGCAUAGGUUAGUUAGUUCCAAAUGGACGCUUCCUAGGUGGGCCUCCAAAUUAAUAGGCUCCCCAUCUGUGUGUUAUGCUAGUGAAAAAUCAGAAGUGAAUCCAUCAACAAAGCAGAUGGUUUUAAAAACAAACAACUUAACAUUUUGCCGAUUCAUCGCAGUGGAUGAAACAUUAUUGUACACCCCUCACCCUACAGACCCCAACAAAACACUUCUCAAACAAGAGGCUGUGGUUACUGUACAGGGUGUUCCACUGAAUAGUUAUAUGGAAGAUGCAUUAACAAAUAAAAUAUCAGUUAAUGCAGGUAAAGGAAGACAGGCAAUGGAAUGGGUUAUUAGUAAGCUAAACAGUGAGGUGCAAGAGCUGAAGAAUUCUGCUGUAAAAAGUACUGAUGAAAUUCUCAAUCAGACUAUGAAAUCAUUUGAUGAUAUAUCAUCAAAAGCCAAGAAGAGUUUUGAUGAUAUACAGAACUUACGGUCUAGUCAGUCAAUUCCAGAUUUUUAGUUUUUAUAUGUGCAUUCCAUUAUUAAAACAAAGUGUGUUAAAAUUAACUCAUUAUUUCAUAUUUUUCUCAUAAGAAAGUAAAUGCUUAAUAGAAAUUCCACAAUUCCUGACUUGUAAAGCCAAAUUAGCUAAUUUUAUUUAUUAAUUCAUAUGAAGAUUAGUAUUAAAAGUGUUCCCAGUUUGUGCUAAAUAUAUCAUUCUAGUUUUA